AUGCGAGUGACGGACCAAGCUGCGUUGUGGUGUGUGGUCACGGCGCCGUUGUGGCUCGCCGCGUCGGCAUCGUUGACGAGCGGUGACGCGGAGGCGGCAGCGGUCGUGGCCCCGGCGGCGGUCGCGGCGACUGAGAGGCGACCGUUGAUCGACACGCGCAGUCACGACAACGGCGUCGAGCGGGUCGGCGUGGGCAGGCGUAGCAUCCACCAUGGCACUCGAUCGACCUCGCAUCGCCAAAAAAGACUCGUCAAACAGCACAAGCUGCUCGUCACUCGUCAAAGCAUAGCGUGAGUUCCCACCCGCCUCCUUCGCAGACCCGGGCCUGCGAUUUGGGGCGCUUGCGGCGCAGCGCAGCAGCGUUCGCUAAGCGCGGUUCACUGAUGACGCGCAUUGCCCCUGUCCCACGCAUGUCCGCUUCAUUUCUGCCGUCGACCCUCACCUUCCUUCAAAUUCUGGUUCGCCUAUUUCUGUUGCGCAAUCUCUUCCAUAGUGACAACAGCACUGGCGAUGGUGGGCUGUUGGGGGGUCUGCUUGGAGGGUCGGGUUUAGGCUCCGGCUCGGGAUCGGAUACAGGCUCGGGCUCAGGUUCGGGCUCGGAAUCAGGUUCGGCUGCAGGAUCAGGUUCGGGCGCAGGCUCAAACACGACGAGCAACCCGCUCGACAACACUACAACUAUCGCACCGCCAGUUAGUGUCACAACCAACAAUUCGACUCCUACCCAGACGCCGAACGUUACGACGGCACCUGCCCCAGGUGAGUGAGCCGCAGCUGAACCUUCCUGGAAGAUUUGAAGAUUUGAAUUUUAGCGGAGGCACGGGACUGACCGAGAAUUGCACCCGGAUCCAGCUGUCCCGACACCUUCCAACACGACCAAGGCGCCUGCUGCGCCUGCUGCGACGACGACGACGACGGCGAACCACACCAAAGCCAGCUCGACACCGUCGUCGGUCCCGACGUCCUCAUCCGCCCCUCCGACUUCGACGGUGACCAACACGUCCCAGACGAGCACCUCGUCUUCACCUACUCCGACGGCGACGACGGCGAAUGACACGGCCAACAAGUCAUCGUCCUCUGGUCUGUCCAAGACGGCCUUGAUCAUCAUCAUCGCCGUUGCCUCCUCGGUUGGCUUCAUCGGCCUCGUGUGGACCAUCAUCCGCAAGACCGCGUUCGGCACCUCAAAGCGCUUCGAUGCCAAGCUCGAACCGAUCGAGUGGACCGAGCCGGUCGAGCAACACCAUCGCGACGAGACGUACCCUUACGGGUCGCUCGGUGCGAGCGGUCGCAAUGGAAGUCUGCGCGGUACAACCGCCGGCGCGUCGGGGGCCAGUUUGGGCCGAAGCGACAGUGGCAAAGGGAGUGAUCGCGGUGGAGCUAUGGCCGAGGCGUACCCCCAGAGCAUCCCUUACAACGGUCCAGCUUACGUCGCCGCUCCUUACUAUGGGAAUGCGCCGGCGAACCAGUAUGGUGCUCGGCGUGAGUAGCUUGGCUUGACGAAGAACGCUCACCUGACUGCCAACCAGCGCUGAUUCUUUUGCCGAAUUUAUCUCUCGAUUGCGAUCUCACAGCUGGCUAUCCUCAUGAGCAGGCGAGCUUUGGCUACGCUGACUUGCAGCGAGGUGGAUCGGUCGCGACUUCGGUGGGGUCCGGUGCUGCCCGAGCAGCCACUCCAGGGGGUUACGACUACGCCGCCCAGGCGAGGGCGAUGCACCAACCCACUCACUACUGA
This is a messenger RNA of Microbotryum saponariae, 1729 nucleotides long. Lineage: Eukaryota; Fungi; Basidiomycota; Microbotryomycetes; Microbotryales; Microbotryaceae. The record is from the annotation of a GenBank genome assembly.